UUUGAUUUCAAUUUUCAAUUAGCUUUCUCUUCCUCUGUCCUUGGAGUUUGUUUGGUUACUGUAAUAAGUUGGUUCACAGCCUACCAUAAAACGAGAAUCUAGGAAAAAGGGACAGCGACUGUACAAAUCGGAGCCUUUGGUUGGUUAUUAUCCAAUACUAACUUCCUCUAAAUUCUCGUUCUUAAUUUUCAUAGAUUGAUAUUCUAAUUGAUUGGUUUGUAAUACAACUAGUAAUUAAAGCUGGAGGCACAAGCUCAAGCUUUAGCAGAAAGAGGAUUUUACUGCGGAGACUUGUGGUGUGAUAUUGAUUCUAUGGCUGCUCCUCCUCCCCCUCCUCCUCCUCAUUUCCCACCUUUAGAAGAAAUGAUGAGGAAUCUUCAGGUUGAUAAUUCUACUAAUAAGGUUCCUUCAAAAGAGGGAAGUCCAUCAGAUACAACAUCUUGUAUUUCUUCAGCGGGAGAUAACUCUAGUGCCAACUUGAAAGAGACGGAUCUGGAGGGUGAAUCUACGCCAACAGAUCAGGACUCAACUUAUCAGUCCACCAACUAUUAUGGAUAUUACUAUCCAGGUUUUGAUGCUUCUAGAGAAUUUGAUGAUCAAGGAUACUACAUGCCCGCUGAUGGAUUGGAAUUUCAGUACCCUGUUUUACAAGCAGAUGGAUCUCUUGCAUAUGUUAUACCAGCAUUUCAGCCUGGCUACAGUUCGUUUAGCCCUUAUUUACCUGUAACCGCAUUUGGUGUUGAUGGGCCAUAUUCACCUGGCUCUGUGUAUCAACCAUCCAUUACUUCCCCAGGAUAUUAUCCUAAUGCUUUUCCUUAUGGAGAAUUUAGUACCUCACCCUACGUCUGGGAUCCAUCCCUGUUGGUUGGGGAUGCAGUAUAUGGAAAUAAUCACAGUGGACAUCCUGAAUUUCCUGGUUCUAAACCUGGUAUAUCUUCAGCUAGUCAUACCCGUGCUCCUUAUUCAAAAAAAUUAUCACAGUCAGACUUUUGCAAACCAUCGGAAGUGAAGAGCUCUCUACCGUCGUUGGAUGUCUCAUCAGGCUAUGGUGUGCGCAACCAAUUGAAAUCUUCAAGCAAGGCAUCACAACAUGGGUCAACUGUCCAGUCAGAUGCACCCGGAAAAGGAUAUUUCCCAAUUGCAAAAUAUCCCUUGUAUAAUCAAGGGAAGGGUGGAGUGCUCUAUUCAAACAGUUCUGUUAAUGGAAAAACAAAUGCACGGGCUUGGGGUGGGACUGAAAAGAUGAAAACAAGAGGCAAGGUCAAUGGCGUUAGUGAUUUUGGUUUGCUUAGCGAACAGAAUCACGGUCCUAGGACAACAAAUGCUAAAGGUGCUUUCGUAUCUGGAGGCGAUGCUUCUGGACCUUUGGCGACUGAUGAGAGGGGAAACAAUAACAGCAUAACUUCUAUUGCGAGGAGGGAUCAGUAUAACCUUCCUGACUUUCCUACCAACUAUGAUCAUGCGUUUUUCUUUGUAAUAAAAUCUUAUAGCGAAGAUGACAUUCACAAAAGCAUCAAAUACAAUGUAUGGGCUAGUACUCCUAAUGGAAAUAAGAGGCUAGAUACUGCAUAUGAAGAUGCACAAAGUAGGAUGGUUGAGAAGGGCAGCAAGUGUCCUGUGUUCCUUUUCUUUUCGGUAAAUGCAAGUGGUCAGUUCUGUGGACUUGCUGAGAUGGUUGGUCAAGUGGAUUUCAAUAAGAACAUGGAUUUUUGGCAACAGGAUAAGUGGAAUGGGUUUUUCCCAGUCAAGUGGCACAUUAUAAAAGAUGUUACAAAUCCGCAAUUAAGACAUAUAAUACUUGAAAAUAAUGACAAUAAGCCUGUAACCAAUAGCAGAGACACACAGGAGGUAAAAUUUUCUCAGGGUAUUGAGAUGUUAAACAUUUUUAAGAACUAUGUGUCAAAGACAUCAAUAUUGGAUGAUUUUUAUUUUUAUGAAAGUCGUCAAAAGGUGAUGCAAGAAAAGAAAAUAAGACCUUCUGUGCCCCAUUUUGAUCAUAUACAGCAGAAAACAGAUGAGCUAACCACCGCUUUCAAGUCUGUAGAUUUAUCUGCAAGAGAAAAUGUUGAAGAACCUUGCAGGAAAUAAACCCCCAUUAUGGGCCUGGUUGAUGAUUACCAAAAACCAACAGCUGCAUCGGAACGCUGCAUAUUUGAGCCCAUCACUGCUGCUGAUAACAUUACCCAUACAACAUAGAAGUUUGAAGGAGGAAUAAUUUCUAAAAAAAAAAAGUGAUUUUUUUGGAUAGAAGGUGAAAGAAUUAUGAAGAUCUUUUAUGAUGGUUCCACUAGGUGUGAGUAUUUCCUUUAAAAGAGAGAAAUAAAAGAAAAGAGGGUUAAAUCCCUUAGGUUUGAGAAAUAUCAAAAAAAUUUCCCUACUUUUUAGUUAACAAAACAAGUAGAGAGAUUAAAUUUCAUUAAUGCCCUGUAUUAUUUCAAAAAAAAAAAAAAAA
Molecule: messenger RNA, 2452 nt
Organism: Pistacia vera
Lineage: Eukaryota; Viridiplantae; Streptophyta; Magnoliopsida; Sapindales; Anacardiaceae
Product: YTH domain-containing protein ECT2
Exons: 9
Coding region: 313-2088 (591 amino acids)
Biological process (GO): mRNA destabilization
Cellular component (GO): cytoplasm
Molecular function (GO): mRNA binding
Source: RefSeq, a predicted model, not a curated record